Penicillium expansum is the source of this 420-nucleotide messenger RNA. RefSeq lists its product as uncharacterized. The coding region runs from base 1 to 420 and encodes 139 amino acids. The transcript has 3 exons. The record is from RefSeq and is a predicted model, not a curated record. Lineage: Eukaryota; Fungi; Ascomycota; Eurotiomycetes; Eurotiales; Aspergillaceae.
AUGGGCGCCCGCACUCUCCUUCCCCUCAUCCUGCUCCUCGUCUUCGUUGGCAUUGUUGCCGCGGUCGGGUUCGUCGUCUACAGCAUCGUGCAGGAUGUAGGCAAAAACACGCGCGCAAAGAUGGAGCGCAAGAAUAUUGCUCUCACCAGGGAUGGCAUGAAAGUGCAAGUAAGGGAGGUCAAAGAUGAGGCCUACAAGGACCGGACCCAGAGUGUCCUCUUCAACAUGUGGAACCACACUUCCUUCCCCGCUUACAAGAGCCGACUUUGGGAUAUGACUGGCUCAUCUUCGACGGAGCAGACGAAGGAUGCUGAGAAACGCAAGUUUCGCAGUAACACCACUUCUCUGCUCGCGAUUUACCCUGGACAUAUUUUCUGCCUCUAUUUCCAUUUCAUCUACAAGUUUCAUCGCAUGCUCUAG